CCCAGCGAUGGGAAAGCGUGUGGAAAAGCGACGGGGAAAUUUGGGGAGAUGUGGAUGGCUUCUCGUCCUGCCAUUGGCCACUAUCCUUAGCCUCUCUGCGUCGGCGCAGACUGUGACGUCACCGUCCAUUUCGAAGGACGACACUUUGGGGGAUGCUGCGGUGCCAUCGCAGUCAGUAGCCAAAAUCCUUGAAGACGACCGAACCAUCAGCGCAGUUCAGGAUUGGAGUUUGCUGUGUAAAGAGCUCUGCGGAGCUGGCCUGGGCGUUGCCAAAACGCCUGAUGGGGCCAAGAGCACGAUCCUGAGGCCGGAGUUCGAUGUGGCCAAGUGCCGGCAACUGUGUGGACUGCCAAGGGGUGGCGUGGGCGACUUGGUGUGCUCGAGCUUCUGCGGGCAACGAGGUCGCUCCCUGCCCGGCUGCAGUCCCUGCCAGCAGGAGGUGCGCAGGACGCAGGAGGAGGAGAAGGAGAAGGAUAUGGAGAAACAGAAGGAUAUCAUCAUUCAUAAUGAGCGAAUGGAGGAGGCCAGUGGAGUGCCAGCACACGGCCCCGGAUCCCUGCAGCGGUCGGUGGAAUCGUCAUCCGCAACUCCCAUAGUAGCCGGGUCGGAUGCGGAUCCGACCACCGAUUCUCCGGACUGGGACGAAGUGUGCAAGGUGCUCUGCAAGACUGGCGAUGGCGGGUCUUUGUGCAACUGUGAUUUAUCGCCGUUCUUCAGCUGAGCGGUCCCCACCUUCCUGAGGGGAUCGCUCCCGAUGGAGGCGCUAAAUCACAAACCCAUUAUAUAUAGAUCGAGAAUUUUAUGCAGUUACGAACGUUUUGUUGCUCUUCGGUUUUUGACAUUCAGUUAGUGCUAGUGUUUUUCUUCAUAAUGUAUGCUACAAAUAUUCCAUAACCGAAUACUUGUUGCGAAAGUUUAGUUCAAUACUGUAAAGAUAAAACAUAAAAAACUAUAGGAAAAUCAAAAAAAAAAAAAAUAUAAGAAGAAGAGUAUUCUUCUUGAGAUGAAGAAUAUAUAUGUACGAGGAGGAGGAGGAGAGAAGCAAAUAUUCCCUAUGCGAAUCAAUUAAUUUGUAACUAAUUUCAAUUAAAAAUGUAACUAUAGAAAGCUAUCGUGUAAGCGAAGGGGUAACUCCCCUCGGAAAACAGCAGAAUCACAAAGGGCUUCCAGUGCGCCGUUCCGGAGGAUGUGGAUCCUGUCGAAAGGGGAUCCUGCUACCUCCGGACGGACACAACCCGUAAUUAGGUGAUGAUCAAGCUUCACUGGCUUGACGGAGCAACAGGAGAAGAACUUAAUCGACAACCAACUAAUAUCAAAGUACACAACAUAUCGUGGUUAACACAACCCAAAAUCCCAAAAAAAUCACUUUUAUUUUUCGAUGGAAUCAGCAUAUCAAUUGAACACGAACACCGGAGGCAAAAACAAAAAAACAAGUUGGUAUCCAAAGAAUUUCCUUUGUUUUGGCUUACAAGUUAUUGGCGAAUCAAAAGCGUUGAGAUAUUUCAAAAAUCAGCAUCAAUUAUGAGUGUCGCAAUUAGGCCACAAUAAAACCAAGAGUUUAGUGUUGGUUAACGGCCCAUUAACAAUUUAAAAUAUACAUGUACUUACUAACGAAUGUAAUUGGUCUAUAUAUAUAUAUCCACACAAUGAGUUGCGAUUGCAAAUCAGAAGCUCAGACGGGCCAAUCUGGAUUUACCAGACCCGUAUAUACAUAUAUAUAUAUAUACAUAUAUGAACUUUAAACCUUAGUUAUCAUAAUAUCUAGGUGUCAUAUUGUUCAGCAUAAUUAAUCGCAUAUGAGCUAUCAUAUGGAUAUUAUCUGUGUGUUUGGAAGACAUUUUUUCGCAUUGUAUGAAAUGGAAGACAAUUUCAGCAAAUCGCAUUCUGGAAGACAUGCGUUUCGGCAGCGGCAACAAGAUCGGCCAACUGCAAUUAGUCAAUAAGAUAUUCUAUAGCAAAAAAAAGAUAAUAAUGCACCAUUUUCGAUUUGGAACUCGAAGAUAUAGUCAAUACACAAGCACACGUUGUUGUGACAAACGCGACGCUGUGACUGACAAUAAUUAACUAUAACUUAGGAGGAGAACAGCAGGCAAGGAAGUUCGCAUACUCAGUGUCUAUAUACCAGUACUAUUGCUAAUAUUAACCGCGCACUUAUCAAAAUAUUAACAAAAACAAAAUAUAUAUAUAUAUAUGUAUUGCACCAAUGUUAUUGAAAGUAAUAUCGAAAUGUUUAAGGCAAUUUUCAGAGCACAUUCAUUGAUAACCUAAUGCGGCUUCAGUAUGUAUAUCGAUGUGUAGCAAGUUAAUCACUCAGUAAUAAUAUACGAAAAAUGCACUUUACAUUUAUGUAUAUGUAUAUGUGUUAGACGUUGCGUUUCUGCCAUGAAUACAGCGGCUAACGGGCCGAUCAGACGGAUUAUGCCGGAAUAAUAUCCAUAAUAUUUAUAACCAACAGACACAUCAUCAUCAAUUACGAUAACCGAGUCGAAAACCGUUUCGAACCGAUUAUACCGUUUCGCAGUUUCGUUUUCUUCAGUUUUAACUUAUGCUAUGACCGAGCAGGCAUUAUAAAAAACCGGUAAUGUCCGCGUCAUAGUAAAAAUACACUCGAAAAUAGAUUUAAAGCCAGUUUCACAACAAAUAACCAAGAAAACUACUACACAACCAAAUAAAGGCAAUUAUUAUCUUAUAUACGUUAAAUGUUGUAAAGCCCCUCUAAACAAAAAAGGCAAA
Messenger RNA from Drosophila ficusphila, 2733 nucleotides. RefSeq lists its product as uncharacterized. Lineage: Eukaryota; Metazoa; Arthropoda; Insecta; Diptera; Drosophilidae. The transcript has 3 exons. Bases 8 to 721 code for a protein of 237 amino acids. The record is from RefSeq and is a predicted model, not a curated record.